UGAUUGGUUACAUUUCUAAAGCGGCGACUCUGAUAUCUUGUGAGCGUGUCGUUUUGUGGAUCUUUGCGACGAUUGACGAAAGCGCCGAAUAUCCUUCUACAUCGGGGCUAUAACAAUCUCUUAAAAUGGUGGUCGGCAGGACUUCCAAGAUGGUGCAGUACAUCAACUACAGGAUGAGAGUCAACCUGCAGGAUGGACGCACAUUCAUUGGCACAUUCCUUGCCUUUGACAAACACAUGAACAUCGUUCUUGGUGACUGUGAGGAGUUCAGGAAACUCCGAGCUAAGAGUGCCAAAGCCCCUGCCAAAGAGGAGAAGAGAGUACUAGGACUAGUCCUGCUCAGAGGAGAGCAUCUUGUUUCCAUGACAGUAGAAGGACCAGCAAAGGAUUCAGGUCCACGGGUACCCAUGCCCGGUGGUGGCAGUGGACCAGGCAUGGCCCGUGCAGCAGGGCGUGGUAUCCCCGCAGCCUCUGCCUCAAUGUCCGCACCAGCAGGACUGGCAGGACCAGUCAGGGGCGUCGGCGGCCCAUCACAAUCACAUAUGACACCUAUGGGUGGACCAGGAGGCUACCCUGGUCCAAGGGGACCACCUAGGGGACCCCCAGGCAUGGGACCACCUGGAAUGGGACCGCCCGGUAUGGGACCACCAGGGUUCCGAGGAGGACCCCCAAUGGGACGAGGUAUGCCCCCCAUGGGUAUGGGACCACCACCCGGCAUGAGAGGUCCCCCAAGAAAUUAGCGUUGAUUGUCCGUCUUCAUGUUUGUAAAUAGUUAAUAUCUUUUGUGAG
Molecule: messenger RNA, 789 nt
Organism: Strongylocentrotus purpuratus (purple sea urchin)
Lineage: Eukaryota; Metazoa; Echinodermata; Echinoidea; Camarodonta; Strongylocentrotidae
Product: small nuclear ribonucleoprotein-associated protein B'
Exons: 7
Coding region: 126-740 (204 amino acids)
Biological process (GO): mRNA splicing, via spliceosome
Cellular component (GO): U4/U6 x U5 tri-snRNP complex; U1 snRNP; cytoplasm
Molecular function (GO): RNA binding
Source: RefSeq, a predicted model, not a curated record